UCCUCCUUAACCCAAUCAAGCCGGCGCCUCCUUCCUGCACUGACCUUCACCGCCUCACGUUCUCUUCGAAAGAGAGCAGAGCGCGGCCCCUCAUUCCUUCCUCCAUGCUAAUCUGAAACUUCGAAACUGAGAGCAGAGCACGUCGCUGUUCGCACUCGCCGCUCAGAUAAAGGUUCACGUUGCCGUCUGCCUCUCUCUUGCGUUGCUGUCAAGGUUCGAUUUACUCCUCCAGGUCUUUCCUUUGAUUUUAACGCCAGAUAUUUGUAAUCAUUGAGACACUGUUUAAUCAACUGUAGUUCUCCAGUAAAUUCGACGCACUUUACAAUAUAAGCAGAAGAUUCUACAACACAACUCCAAUGGCUAAAGGCCCUGCCUUUUCUCUGCUUCAAAUUUGUAAUCGUAAAAGAAGUGUUUCAAGGCUUCCAGCUCUUCUUUUGAAUCAUUAUCACAGUUAUGUAGGGCAACCUGAGGGUCCCCUUACCUCAACUUAUAAUGUGCUGGUUCAUCCUUUUUCGACCCGGUUGGUAAACCCACUAACUCUGAUAUAUUUUAGGUCAAGUUCAAAGGUUUAUAGUGGAAAAAUUCUAUUCCCUAGGUCAUUUUCAUCAUUGGAUGACAGCGACAAUGAUGACAUGAAGGAUAGUACCCUUGCCGAAUCAGAUUUUGAAUACGAUGCAGAUUCUGGGAAGCCUGUCGAUUUUGAACUUGAAAAUGAUGAUAAUGCAGGUGUUUCUGCUAUGGAUGAAGCCAAGGAUAAUGCAAAUGAUGCAUGUAGUUCGUCAGUUCUUGAAUUGGAAAAUGAUGGAAAUAACCUUGAUGCUGAUGGAUUAACAAAAAGUGAAAAAUAUGUGCAAAUGGCAUCUUGUGAUCCAGUAAACUUGUACCAUCAGCUUUGUAAUGCUAAAGGGGGUCCAAACAUGGAUAAAGAAGAUUGGGAAACUAUGCAGGAAGUGUUUCGUUACUUUGCCAGUUCUGGGUGGGCAUCCAAUCAGGCUCUUGCUAUUUACAUUGGUUUGUCAUUUUACCCCACUGCCGUGCACAAGUUCCGGGAUUUUUUUAUCAUGGCAUGUCCGGCUGAUCUUGCUAAUUUCAUAGUGUCACUUGGUCCGUCUGAUGCUGCUGUGAAGUUUUUGUUCCCUAUAUUUGUUGAAUAUUGCUUAGAAAAGUUUCCUGAUGAAAUCAAGAAGUUCCGGACAAUGUAUGAGUCGGCAGACCUCAGAAAACCGGACACUUGGUUUCCCUUUGCACGGGCUAUGAAACGAAAGAUAAUUUAUCAUUGUGGGCCGACGAAUAGUGGUAAGACAUAUAAUGCUUUACAACGAUUUAUGGGAGCAAACAAGGGAAUUUAUUGUAGUCCACUCAGAUUAUUGGCUAUGGAAGUUUUUGACAAGGUCAAUGCACUGGGGGUUUACUGCAGUCUCCUUACUGGGCAAGAAAAGAAGUAUGUCCCAUUUUCCAGUCAUGUUGCAUGUACUGUGGAAAUGGUUUCAACAAAUGAAUUGUAUGACGUGGCUGUUAUUGAUGAAAUUCAGAUGAUGGCAGAUCCAUAUAGAGGCCAUGCAUGGACAAGAGCACUGCUUGGAUUGAAGGCUGAUGAGAUACACCUAUGUGGAGAUCCUAGUGUAUUGAAUAUUGUUCGAAAGAUAUGCCAAGAAACUGGGGAUGAAUUGCGUGAGCAACAAUAUGAGAGGUUUAAACCAUUAGUGGUUGAGGCAAAGACCCUUCUAGGAGAUCUUCGAAAUAUUCGGUCUGGUGAUUGUGUAGUUGCGUUCUCAAGGAGAGAGAUAUUUGAGGUUAAACUGGCCAUUGAGAAACACACCAAACAUCGUUGUUGUGUCAUAUAUGGAAGCUUGCCACCAGAAACUCGGAGACAGCAAGCUAGCUUGUUUAAUGAUCAGAGUAAUGAGUAUGAUGUUCUAGUUGCUAGUGAUGCAGUGGGGAUGGGCCUUAACCUCAAUAUUAGAAGGGUAGUUUUUAAUAGCCUUUCAAAGUAUAAUGGUGACAAAAUUGUUCCUGUUCCAGCAUCACAAGUUAAGCAAAUUGCCGGAAGAGCUGGUAGAAGAGGAUGUAUUUAUCCAGAUGGACUCGCCACCACCUUGCAUUUAGAUGAUUUGGAUUACUUGAUUGAUUGUUUGAAACAACCUUUUGAUGAUGUUAAGAAGGUGGGUCUUUUUCCUUGUUGUGAACAGAUUGAAUUGUUUGCUGGAAAACUUCCCAAUCUAACAUUUUGCCAGCUGCUUGAAAAAUUUGGUGAAAGUUGUCGUUUGGAUCAUUCAUACUUUAUGUGUCGAUAUGAUCACAUAAAGAAAAUUGCUAAUAUGUUGGAUAAGGUUCCAGGAUUAUCUUUGAAAGAUCGGUUUAACUUCAGUUUUGCUCCUGUUAAUGUUAGAGAUCCAAAAUCAAUGUACCACCUACUAAGGUUUGCUACAACUUACAGUCAGAAUGCCCCAGUCAAUGUAGCUAUGGGUAUGCCAAAAGGUUGUGCUCAGAAUGAUGCAGAACUUAUUGACCUGGAGACUAGGCAUCAGGUGCUAUCUGCCUAUUUGUGGUUGUCAAACCAGUUUAACGAGGAUAAUUUUCCGUAUGUGAAGAAGGCUGAGGCAAUGGCCAAUGACAUUGCUAAGUUACUUGGUCAAUCUCUUGCCAGAGCUAAUUGGAAGCCACAAUCAAGGGGUAAUGCAGCAAAAGGAAACACUGCCAAAAUGGAAGGUCAGCCAGCAUCAAACAAUGCAGUGAAACUAAAAACCGAAAAAAAGGGUUAUGGUUACACAAGGCCACGGUCGCCCAUUAAAUUAUUUAACAAGAAACAUCAUGAAAAGUCCUUGCAGCUUGAGUAGUCAGACAAAGCAGCUGCUUGAUGUAGCUACUUUUGAGGAAAGAGUCGAAGAUCAGUGAAUUAUUUCAAAAAGAUCAGGAUAUUUUUGCAUGAAUUGCAUCAAAUGUUAGAGAUAGAGAACUGCACAAUGAGCUAGUGGGCUGGCCAAGCCUUUGAAAUAGGCCACGGACGCUGACAAACCAAAUUAGAGGCAUCCUGCAUUCCACUGCCCAUUGUUUUAUUGUAAGGAAUGAGGUGUGCCCCUCCUGUACUUUGACGUGGACUGUGAAAUUAUAUAUAUGUUGUAUUCUGCUGGCAAUAUUGCUUGGAGGAUCCCAUCAUAUCAAUGGCCCUUCUCACAGCUAACAUCAUCUUGUAAAGGAACGAAAACAAAAGGGGGCAAACACUAAACAUGUUUCACUUUUGCAUGUUUUGAUGCAUUAUCAUUUUUCCAUGAUACCAUCAUUCCAUGACCAAAGAGUUCAAUGUUGUAGCUUUAAGUAGUCUGUAUUUUUAUGUAAUUAUAUUUUUGCCACCUUUUUAUGUAAUUAAUAUUUCUUAUUAAAGUAGGGAUAGAAAUCAUUGUAAAGCUUGUUUGUUCUUUAAUAAUGAUACUUUUAGUCCAUUA
This is a messenger RNA of Prosopis cineraria, 3443 nucleotides long. RefSeq names its product DExH-box ATP-dependent RNA helicase DExH18, mitochondrial. The record is from RefSeq and is a predicted model, not a curated record. Gene Ontology annotation, cellular component: mitochondrial degradosome. The coding region runs from base 357 to 2837 and encodes 826 amino acids. Lineage: Eukaryota; Viridiplantae; Streptophyta; Magnoliopsida; Fabales; Fabaceae. Gene Ontology annotation, molecular function: ATP binding; RNA helicase activity; hydrolase activity, acting on acid anhydrides. The transcript has 4 exons. Gene Ontology annotation, biological process: mitochondrial RNA 3'-end processing; RNA catabolic process.